CGAAAGGCCAUCUCAUGGCAAUCACUCGACACGGAAUCAAUCGUCAAGACGUCGGCGCUCUUAUGCGCUGUUCUUUCGAAGAGACGGUCGAUGUGUUGAUAGACGCGGCCUCUCAUGCGGAGGUCGAUUACUUGAGGGGCGUCUCCGAGAAUAUAAUAGUGGGACAGUUGGCCAAAAUGGGAACGGGAGCUUUCGGCAUGCUUUUGGACCCGGAUAAGUGCAAACAGGGCAUUGAAAUACCCAUGAAUUUGCCCGGAAUGGCAACUAUGGGAGUCGGCAUUUUCUAUAGCGGCGCUGACUCGCCAUCAAUGGCUGGUAUGACUCCGCAGAUGACCCCUUGGGGACAGGGGGCCACUCCGGCCUAUGGCCAGGCCUGGUCACCCGGACUCGGUCUUGGAAUGACACCAAAUGCGGCCGGAUUUUCGCCAUCUGCCGCAUCAGAUGCGAGUGGUUUUUCACCGGGAUAUUCGCCCGGUUGGUCACCUCAACCCGGUUCACCCGGCUCUCCCACUUCGCCAUAUAUACCAUCACCGCAUGGCUUACUCUCGCCAUCGUAUUCGCCGUCAUCUCCAGCCUAUGCCCCGAUGUCUCCCGGAGUCGGACCUUCAAGUCCUACAUAUUCACCGACGAGUCCAUCGUAUUCUCCG
Medioppia subpectinata is the source of this 647-nucleotide messenger RNA. Lineage: Eukaryota; Metazoa; Arthropoda; Arachnida; Sarcoptiformes; Oppiidae. The record is from the annotation of a GenBank genome assembly.